UACACCAACCAGCCGACCUAUUGGCAUAUUGAUGAUAUUAAAAUCAUUUUCCGCACAAAAACAUAUUUUGCAGACUUUUGUUAAGAAACAAUGAAAAUGUUACUGCAGUAGAGAAAAACUCCUGUAGUGAACCUCUCCGAUUGUUUCGUAUUAAAAGCUGAUUGGCCGGAGGCUGUAAACGUCAUAGGCAGUUUAAAAAUUCAAAACAACAGCCUUUUGUCGUGGACGUGUGUACCCGGAGACUCUUUCAACGUGUAAAAUGGAGGCGUUGGGAGAUGGUCUCAAGCUGAUGGUUAAAGUCUUCAGGCGUGAGUGCCACAGGGUUUUACACUCUGAGAGGACCACCAUUCAUGGCGCGGAUGGCAUGCUGAUGUUACUGCAGCUCGCCAUGGCUGAAGUUCGCAAGCAGCGCGCCGGAGACUUCAAAGUGGCCCUGAGCGACGUCCUGGUGGCCUGGAAGCACUUACUGCUGGACAAACUUCACCUGCAACCCCCCGACGUUGCGCGCUUGGAGAGCUAUGAUCUCAUCCGGGAGGCUUACGAGUCCUCCCUGAAGCGCUCCAACGCCGUGGACCUGGUUGAUGUCCUCGCCAUGUACAAACAGCUGAGACCAGGGGACUCUGGGGACCCGGGGGAACCUGUGAGCCCGAUCCAGCUGUUCGAGUUCUUACUGGGAAACGCGGAUGUCUCCGAGUUACCGGACUCUUCGGUCCCGUCCACUCCGUCUCGUAAAAGCGGACCCUGCAGCUCGCAGGUGACGGUGGCGGUGCGGCGGGUUUUCUGCUCCUAUCUGAACCUGCUGGUGAACGCCAGGAGCGACAUGGCCGCCGCGCUGACCCUCGACGUCCCCGCCCGCGCUCUCGGCCGCCAGGCGUUCACCGACCUGAAGCACGCCGCUCGCGACGCCGACACCUCUCUGUUCCUGGCCGCGACGUCUUUCGUGAGGGCCGUGCAGCUGGGAGGGAAGGGCUACGCUCCAGCCGGGUCCGACCCGCUGAGGAGACACGUCAAAGGCCUGUCGGACUUCGUCCAGUUCCUGGACAGCCUGCAGGACGUGCUGGGAGAGGUUCCCGACCCGAGCGCGUGUGGCGCCCGCCUGGUGACGGCCAUCAGGGCGGCGCUGGUGAAGGGACGCGGCGGCGAGGACGGCGUGCGCGUCGCCGCCGAGGAGACGGCCGAGCAGCUGAAGGAGAGGAUCUGCCUCCUCCACCGGCUGCAGGAACGGACGGCUGCCGGCGGCGGGUCGGGCGUCAGCCCCGCCAGGCCAAAGGCCUACGCGGUCAACCACUGCACCGCGUACGGAGGGCGGGACACCGUGAAGGUGCUGAUGGCGCUGCUGGACGAGGAGGCGCUAGCGCCGCCGCGUCGGAACAAGGCGGACCUGCUGUCGGAGGACCAGCCCGUCCUCGGCGGGGCCGAGGGGACCUGCGUCCUCGCCCUCUACAGAUCCCCCGAAGUGUCUACUGGACGCUCUCCAGAACCUCUGAAGAGCCGCGUGCAGAGCCGACUGGACCUGCUCAAACCCAAGGCCAAAGAGAGAGGAAUUCGAUCCCAGUUUGCCUGCACGUACAAAGACGACGAGAUGCCACUGAGCCGCGUGCUGGAGUUCCCCAGCGGCAGCCAGGUGCCUACCUGCGUUCACCCCGCCCCCAAGCACCUGACCCCCCCAUCUCCGGAGGAAGAGUGUCGCCCUGACGUGAAGGCGACGCCCGAAGCCGAGUCUCCCGCCGAGCGCCAGAGUCGGGGCCCCCCUCCGCCCCCCGGCGGCGUGCAGCCGAGAAGCGGAAACAUCAGAAGCGGCGGCGCGGACGAAGCCGCCCCCCGGGGGCAGCGGCGGGGCAGCAAGAGGAAGCAGGCGGAGUCCGAGCGGCGCGGCGGCGGCGGCUCGGAGAACGAGCCUCCGGGGAAGAGGGCGCUCGUGGCGCCCGGCGAGAAGGUCGCCAAGGCCCCGAGUAGGAAGAAGAAGAAGAAGAAGGAGAAGCUGAUCGCCGGACAGGGGAAGCUCACCAGCUUCUUCAGGCUCUGACCCGACCGCUCGCUCGCUCCGUUUCAACGAGCACCUCGUUUUGGACGCGUCCAUCGGCUCGCUCGCUGAAAGGCGUUUUCGCUUCACCUGAGCCGAGAACGGUGUGAAUGGCCGACGUGGUUGUGCUUAACAACAAGGUGCAGAAAGUUAAUUAGUUCAAAUGAGCUCCAAGGAGACUGAAAUAGUUUCCACUUAUUGCACUUUCUUAGGCAAACUAAUCUAUCCGGGCUAGCAUGUAGCAUGUAGCAUACGGUUUUAUUCCGCUAAACAAGCCAUCAUGCCUGGGGGGGGGUGGAAUUCAAUCAUGCUCCAUUCAUGUUCUCAUUUAACACUCGGCACUUUAAGAAAGUGAAUAUUUUUACUCAAAUGUUGUUGUUUUUGACCAUUCAGUGGUGUGUAAAAUAAAUCUUGACACUUUUCCAUUUCAAUAAACAUUUAUUUUCUUUUACAUGUUUGUGAUCCCUCCUCCCUGAUCCCAAGCAAUGCACUUCACUGUUUACACACACACACACACACACACACACACAUGGGCGCGUUUACAAGUAGGUGAUGGACCGUGACGGACGAAUGGUGGACUGCUGUCGCUCGUCGAGGUUGACUUUCCACAUGCGUAAUGAAAGACCGUAAACUCUAAGGGUCACGAGCUGCUUACA
Molecule: messenger RNA, 2679 nt
Organism: Pungitius pungitius (ninespine stickleback)
Lineage: Eukaryota; Metazoa; Chordata; Actinopteri; Perciformes; Gasterosteidae
Gene: parpbp
Product: PARP1 binding protein
Exons: 11
Coding region: 260-2026 (588 amino acids)
Biological process (GO): negative regulation of double-strand break repair via homologous recombination
Cellular component (GO): chromatin
Source: RefSeq, a predicted model, not a curated record